Messenger RNA from Spodoptera frugiperda (fall armyworm), 2233 nucleotides. Its product is annotated as organic cation transporter-like protein. The coding region runs from base 770 to 2230 and encodes 486 amino acids. The transcript is spliced from 3 exons. Gene Ontology annotation, biological process: transmembrane transport. Gene Ontology annotation, molecular function: transmembrane transporter activity. The record is from RefSeq and is a predicted model, not a curated record. NCBI's taxonomy places the organism in Eukaryota, Metazoa, Arthropoda, Insecta, Lepidoptera, Noctuidae. Gene Ontology annotation, cellular component: membrane.
CUUGUUUAUUAUAAUGGUAAAGAGAUCUUCAUUGUCAUGCAUUGCAUGCGGAGAUAAAGUACGGGUCAUUAUUUAUCUUAUUUCCGCCCAAUGAAAUAAUGGAACAUUUAAGUUCUAUCAUAAUUUUAGAAAAUAACAUGACAUUAUCUCUCUUCUACACGAAGUACCAACUGACCUUUGUUUAACUAUAUGUAAUGACAUAUAGACCACGUUUAGACCUGCUAAGUAUCAACUCCUGAUACCACCUACAGGAUGACUCGCGAGACUUUUGAAUAGGUCUGGCUUCUUAAUAUAUCAUCUCAUUAAAUACUUCGUAUAUUCGUCCUCGAAAUAAAGAGGAAAAAUUGUUAGUUUACUUCAUUGAAUGAAAGAUAGAAAGGCGCAACAAGCCGAAAAUAUAAAAGCGAUUUUAAAAAUUCGAUAGGUAACUUUUUAGUGAAUAACUUAGCUUACAACGUUUCAACCUAGUAUUCAGGAAGUAUGAUUACAUAUUGUAGUUUUCUAAAUUCCAAGCCGGUGAUGUUAUAAUUGAAUAAUAUGUAAGUUGUAAAAUGUGUUUGUUCAACAUCGUUAAAAUACGUAAUUGUCUAAAUGUUCUUGUUCACUAGGAUACUCUUUGUAAACUAACCUUGACCAAAGCCUACCUGUUUUACAUACUUAACAAUGAGCGACAUUGUAAAAUUCUGAUUUGUAUCAAACCAUUUUAAUUUCGUAUAUCAUAAUGAAAAAUUUAGAACCCAUUUAAUACAAUGUUAAAGAUACGGACAUAAUGGCUAUCAUCAAUGAAUUAAUAGGAGACUUCGGGAGAUAUCAUUUGUGGUUAUGUUUUAUUGUGUUUUUGAGCAGAUACAAUGUGUCGUUCCACCAAAUGGCCAUCAUAUUUCUGACGGCUCCAGUUCAGCACUACUGUCCAGGAACAAAUAGCACAUGUUGUAGCAAUCCCGUGUUCAAUAAAACUGUAUUCACAAGAACUAUAGUAACCGAAUGGAACCUGACAUGCAAAAGUGAUUGGUUCAAAGAUUUAACGCAAACAAUUUUUCAAUUUGGCGUUUUCUGCGGAAGUCUAAUAUUUGGGAUUGCAUCGGAUAAAUACGGGAGAAGACCGACUUUAAUAGUAUCGAUAAUAAUAGAAAUAUUUGCCGGCAUCAUGUCGUCGUUUUUGCCAGAUUAUUGGAGCUUUUCGUUCGCCAGAUGGGUGGUGGGUUUUGCGAAUGGUGGUUGUAUAACCAUAGCAUACGUGAUGGUGAUGGAAUAUGUUGGUCACGUAAACAGAGAUACAGUGUCCAUAUUGAUUAAUAUACCGUUCACGACUGGCAACAUGAUAGUUGCGGGAAUUGGCUACCUGAUAAGAGAUUUCUCGUAUUUUCUACUCCUCAUAUCAGUCUUAAACGUCAUUUUAUUGUUUUACAUUUGUUUAUUACCAGAAAGCCCACGAUGGUUAUUAGUUGUGAAUAAAACUGAACAAGCAAUUAUAUUAAUGGAAAAGGUGGCAAAAAUUAACAAACUCCCCACGGAACACAUAAGAAGUAAAAUGGAAUUGUAUCAAUUCGAGCACAGAACUGCGAGACCGCGAAGUACUGCGUUAGAUCUGUUCCGUACUCCAAACGUGAGAAGAAACAUUACUGUAAUGUCGUUUAUUUGGCUCGUCUGCAGCUACUGCUUCUACGGGGUUUCUUACUACAUCAGUCACUUGACUGGCGAUUUAUUUAUAAAUGUCUUGGCCACUGGAGGCGUUUGUACCUGUGCGAGUAUCAUUAGCAUUCCUCUAAUCAAGUUCUCCAAACGCAAAACUGUCGUAAUCUUUGGAAACGUUAUAUGCAGUUUGUGUUUAAUUGCAAUAGGUUUUGUUCCGGAAGGUAAUGCGUCUUUGGUGGUCGGAUGCUUAGGAGAAAUGCACAGUUAUAUAAUCUUUAUUGUGAUUUAUUUGUAUUGCUCCGAAAUGUUCCCUACUGUAGUUCGUAAUGCGGCUAUUGGUAUAUGUUCCAUGAUGGCUCGAGUAGGCUCUAUGAUUGCACCUUUUGCUGCUAAUUUAAGACCCUAUGGAAAAUGGUGUUCACCAGUUGCAUUUGGUAUUUUUCCAAUGAUAUCUGCAUUACUUUGUUUACUAUUUUUACCUGAAACAAAAAACUGUGAACUAUUGAUGACAUUAGAAGAAGCAGAGGCUAUAGGAAGGAGCACACAAUUGAGAAGACCAGAUAAUGGUAUUGAAAUGGAAGAAAUUGAAGUUUGAAUU